Molecule: messenger RNA, 1146 nt
Organism: Lolium rigidum
Lineage: Eukaryota; Viridiplantae; Streptophyta; Magnoliopsida; Poales; Poaceae
Product: pentatricopeptide repeat-containing protein PPR5, chloroplastic-like
Exons: 3
Coding region: 1-825 (274 amino acids)
Molecular function (GO): mRNA binding; protein binding
Source: RefSeq, a predicted model, not a curated record
AUGGAGAUUUUCAGAUGGAUGCAGAAACAGCGGUGGUACGUCGCCGACAACGACAUCUAUUCGAAGCUGAUAUCUGUGAUGGGGAGGAAAGGGCAGAUACGGAUGGCAAUAUCGUGCCAGCUGACGUUUAACUCCAUGAUCACAAACUAUGGGAAAGCAAGACUUAUGGAGAAAGCUGAGUCUGUACUUGAGAAGAUGGAAGAACUGGGAUUCAAACCAAAUUAUGUGACGCAAGAAUGUCUCAUCACUCUGUACGCGUAUUGUGAUUGCGUCUCCAAGGCCCAACAGAUAUUCGAUGAGCUUGUAAGCUCACAAAGUACUGUUCCCCUUUCUUCACUGAAUGCAAUGCUGGAUGCCUACUGCAUGAACCGCUUGCCCAUGGAAGCAGAUCGGUUGUUGGAUACUGCAAUAGAGAAAGGUGUCGUGCCCAAUGCUUCGACGUAUAAGUUGCUCUACAAGGCAUACACCAGGGCGAAUGAUAAGAUGCUUGUCCAGAAGUUGCUCCAGCGAAUGAACAAGCAGGGUAUUGUCCCGAAUAAAAAGUUCUUCCUUGAUGCUUUGGAAGCAUUUGGCAACUCCGCCAAUAAACCCAGGAGAGUACGUACCUCGGACGCUGCAACAGAGCCAAGUAGAGAUUCUGCGAGCAAUUCAGAAAUGGCUCGUUCAAGCAAGACAAAGUUAAGUUUUUCGGAAGCAGUUGAUGGCUUCACCAGGAUAUUACCCAAUUCAAACUCUGCAAGCAAGGCAGAUGCAGGUUCUGAAAUCAAUUCAGAAACAGCUACUUCAGACGAGCCAGAGUUAAGCUUUUCGCAAGUAGCUUCUUGAUCGGACACUCUGUUCUGAACUGCUUGAUAGUAGAAUGUGUUCAAUUGAUUGUACCAAGUGAUACGUUUGGGGGUUGGUCCUAGAAAUGAGGUCACCCAUGUGAUCAGUGGCUUGAAUUUGAACCAUCCUAGAUGGCGGGGUUGAAAUUUUAGGAAUACCUCUCAUGCGCAUUCAUCAAAAAGGUUGAACCACAUGGUACUAGAACCAUCACAUUCCAUUCAACAUCAAGAUACCCUUCUGUUUGUACUUUGGCAGGGGUUGCUUGCUUCUAAACUUUAUAGUUGUUAUUAUAUAAAAUCACAGUAGCAGUUUUUUCAAUUU